Molecule: messenger RNA, 2484 nt
Organism: Danaus plexippus (monarch butterfly)
Lineage: Eukaryota; Metazoa; Arthropoda; Insecta; Lepidoptera; Nymphalidae
Product: E3 ubiquitin-protein ligase siah2-like
Exons: 11
Coding region: 164-1717 (517 amino acids)
Biological process (GO): proteasome-mediated ubiquitin-dependent protein catabolic process; multicellular organism development
Cellular component (GO): cytoplasm
Molecular function (GO): ubiquitin protein ligase activity; zinc ion binding; ubiquitin conjugating enzyme binding
Source: RefSeq, a predicted model, not a curated record
CAUCUAGAUUCUAGACUCAGUAGCAACUAACAGCAAGUAAAUUAACCAACCUUUCGCUCUGUGUUGUGUGUGUUUACACAUCCCAGUUUUGUUUGAUAAAACUAUUUUGAUUUUUAUUUUUCUAUUUCACAUUUGUUCAAAUUUCAAACUAGUUGCAUCUAUAAUGGGAGAAAAGAAUUCAAAAAUUGAGUGUAACAAAGAAAAUUUAAGUAACAGGAAUCAAGAGAGCGGGAGGCAAAGUCAUUGUACAGCAGAAGACGUCGUAAAAAUUUUAGAAACUCAAAAACGGUUAUAUAACGAGAGACUAUUGGCAGAACAAAGCAGAAUAUACCCCAAUAUACAAUCAGAAUUGACUUAUUCACCAAGUACUUCAAAUAGUUACAAUAUAACACCGACCGCUCCUGCAGAGAUCCUUUUAUAUACAACUGAUACCCAAACAAUGGGAGCUGCUAGCCAAAUUAUCCCAUUGCGUGAACAGCAACCUACUCAGAGACAUGAAUAUCCAACUUCGGGCCCUUCAACAUCCACUUUGGAUUCACAAGAAUCAAAUAAACAAAGACACAAUAGCAGACCAAAUCAAAGAGCUGCGAGUUCCUUGCGACAAUAUGAAUAUCCAACUUCGGGCCCUUCAACAUCCACUUUGGUUUCCCAAGAAUCAAAUAAACAAAGACACAAUAGCAGACCAAAUCAAAGAGCUGCGAGUUCCUUGCAACAAUAUGAAUAUCCAACUUCGGGCCCUUCAACAUCCACUUUGGUUUCCCAAGAAUCAAAUACACAAAGACACAAUAGCAGACCAAAUCAAAGAGCUGCGAGUUCCUUGCAACAACAUGAAUAUCCAACUCCGGGCCCUUCAACAUCCACUUUGGUUUCCCAAGAAUCAAAUAAACAAAGACGCAAUAGCAGACCAAAUCAAAGAGCUGCGAGUUCCUUGCAACAGACAAAUAGAAGAGCAAUUGUUAAUUGUGUUACUUGCAAGGAAAAGUUUGGUUUAAAUAUUUAUCAGUGUCAAAAUGGGCACAGCUCUUGCGAAGACUGCAAAUCCAAAAUGAAAAAUUGCGGUACAUGUUGUGAAAUUAUCACAAAUAUGAGAAACAUCACACUCGAGGCAACUUUUGCCUCUAACAUUGUAGAUGACAAGCCAAAAAAGCCGUGUAUAUAUAAGAGUCGUGGUUGCAUAUUGCAUUUUCAAAUGGAUGAUAUGGAGGCUCAUCUGACUGAUUGUAUAUUCAGGGAUCUACCCUGCCCUUUGACUAAUUUAAAUGAUGCCUGUAACUGGAAAGGAUGGAUGAAGAAUAUUUUGGAACACCUCCAUGACAUGCAUCCAGAAAAGUGUCAGGCUGAAGUUAACAAAGAAAUGUCAUUGCUGCUAAGCGGCUUGGAUUACAAAGGUUUUCAUUUAAUCACCCUUGGAAAUAUCCCCUUUAUACUACAUAUACAAAUUGACAUAACACUAAACAACAUUUCCAUGGCUGUACUGUGUCUCGGUACAAAAAUGCAAGCUUCCAAAUGGAUCUAUGAAUUGCAUGUAUACCAAAAGAAAACUCCUCGUCGCAAAUUCGAAUACAUCGACAUUUGUCAGCCGUACGGGACACCAAUCUGCGAUAUAAUUACAGCCUGUAAUUGUGCCAUCAUCAAUAUAGAUUAUGCAAAAACCUUCCUGGAUGCUGGCAAGUUGACUUAUAAGGUUUAUAUCAAGAAAAAGAAUAUUAAUCAAUAAAUAAUUUUUGCCACUAUAUAAACUUAUAAACAUUUAAAAUGGCAUUUAUAAAUCCCAUUAUCUUGACGUAGUUCAAAAAUAGUAUUACAUGUUAGCGAUAAGAGUAUAAUUUGUAUUAGACUACUUUUAACUCUUGAUUAUUCCAUUACUCUAUGCGAUGCUUAAAAUUUUAUUUUUCUUUUUUAUACUAUGCUUCAUUCUAUUAUUCCUCAGCUGAAGUGUCUUAGCAUCAUGAAAGAUGUUACAUGAAAAAAAAAUAUUAGAGCAUAUAUUUCUACUACUACUACUAUGUAAAGUUGCAUUAUUAUAUUAAAAAAUAAUUUCACAGUCGCUCAUGUGUACUUUCAAAUAAAACAACAAAAUUUAUUUAAUAGCCAUUACAUUUUAUUCAUACAUAAGCUCAAUUAUCUAGUUCUACGGGGUGACGAGUAUGCGAUAUCUGUUAGAGACUCGAUGGGCCCUAAUUGAUUUCAAUACAAUAAUAAAUAAUUGAAAUGUAAUAUCAAUAGGACAUUACAAGUUGAACACAUUUAGAAAGUAUAAGAUUCGUAAUAUUAAAACAAGUACACUUAUCAAUAAAACUUGAUUAACACUCUCUUCGAUGAUAGGUGUACAAUAAUUUUCCUUAACAAAAUUAUGUACUUGUAUUAGUGAAAGCCCUUUCUAUCUAUUUCUUGACUUAUGUUCUUCGGAAUACCUUUGUCUUGUUAUUAUAUUAGUGUUGCUAAGAUAUUUAUAUCUUCAAUAAAUUGAUGUUAAACAAAAAA